ACCUGCCACCCCCAUUAUGAUUCAAGUGUCCACAUACUUUUGGUGAGAAGCAGUAAAAUAGACAGUGUCUCUUUAACACCCCCCCCACACACACACACACACAUACACACACACACACAAUAACAGCUGAGAGCAGAAGAAGAAGGCCAGCUGGUGUAUUAAUAGCAGAGCCCACAGAGUCAGACCCGGCCCAGCACGUCCUCCACCGCUGCACCACCACCAUGCCCGGCACCCAGGCCCAAUUCCGGGCCAGAGACCGCAACAAUGUCCUGAACCGGCCCGAGUUUCUGUCCCUGAACCAGCCAUCCCGCCGGGAACAGACGGUGGGGGAGGGACGGGGGGGCGGAGGUCCAAGGAGACCUGUGUUCAGACAGCAGAGUCAGCAGGACAGCACAGGGGGGAGGGGGGCCAGAGAGUCCUCCGAGAGCGGUCCAACUGCUGACAGCGGCGGUGCGAAGGACGCCUCCCGCUGGCCAGAGCAGGACUGCAUGCAGCUUAACCCGUCCUUCAAAGGUAUCGCCAUCAGCUCUCUGCUCGCCAUUGACAUCAGUCUCUCGAAGCGUCUAGGGGUCUGCGUGGGAGCCCGCGGCUCCAGGGCCCCACUGCGCCCCAUGAUCACCUUGCUGGCCCUCACAGGCCACGCCCUCCCCUGGAUCUGCGGCACCCUAAUCUGCCUGUGGAGGAGCAGCACACUGGCUGGACAGGAAGUGCUUCUCAACCUGUUGCUGGCGCUGAUACUAGAUCUGAUGACGGUUGCUGGGAUGCAGAAGUUGGUCAAACGUCGGGGACCUUGGGAUUUCCCGCCAAGCUUUUUUGACUACAUUGCCAUGGAUAUGUACUCGUUCCCAGCAGCCCACGCCAGUCGGGCUGUCAUGGUGUCCAAGUUUCUGCUGAACCACCUGGUGCUGGCGGUGCCUCUGAGGAUCCUACUCUGCCUGUGGGCCUUCCUGGUGGGCGUGUCCCGGGUGUUGCUGGGGAAACACCAUCUGUCAGACAAUCUCCACAAGAACAGGCCUGCCUGAGUCUUCCAGAAACGGUCCAAUCAGAAGAACCUUCAAGGGGAGGAGCUAAAUCAGCUUGUGUAGGACAAAGGAUGAAGGGAGGGGCUGCACCACGCCUAGUGUGAACUGUGACUCAUGCAAAGCUGCUUUACUAGACUUCAAGAAUAGAUUUAAAGAAUGGAAGUGAGCCCAACAUCGCCUCCUCAGACAAACUUUUUAUUAAAACAAAAAAUUGUCCAAGUUUUUCUUCUGAUCUAAACGCUGUUAUCUGAGCGCCGCCUUUAUGCAGAUGAUACCCUGAUCUGUAUCACAUUGUUUCUCUGUGUAAAACAUCCCAGAUCUUAAACUUGAGCUUUUCCUUUUCCUUUUGUUAGUGUCUGUCAAACAGUAUUUCAGCUAAAACAUUAUAUUUAACUCUUCAAAGCUCAAAUACAGAGAGUUCAUGAUUCUAGACGAAAAUGAAGGAAUGAGAAUUCAUCAUGUUUCAUCUGAAGGUUUCUGUAGUUUUUCUGCCGCUACAUCGGCUAGUUUGUCCUGAGAACUGAAGCUGAGAUGAUGAAACAUGUCAGAGUUUAAACUAUGCAUCUGUUCAGAGUUGCUAAAUAAAACCUGUUUGUUACCUGAA
Molecule: messenger RNA, 1626 nt
Organism: Oreochromis aureus
Lineage: Eukaryota; Metazoa; Chordata; Actinopteri; Cichliformes; Cichlidae
Product: inactive phospholipid phosphatase 7-like
Exons: 5
Coding region: 222-1022 (266 amino acids)
Cellular component (GO): nuclear envelope
Molecular function (GO): sphingosine-1-phosphate phosphatase activity
Source: RefSeq, a predicted model, not a curated record